AUGCAAGAGGCAGCAGCACAGGACCCCGUGAACUGCGCUCUCACGGCACUCCAGCUGACAGAAUUGGAUGCGGCAAGCUUCGAGGCGACAUAUCAACUGGUUGUGGAGGCGAGCAAGUCAGGAACCUUCGGUCCCAAUCACAUCUUCUCCGCCGCUCGACACCUCGACGGUCGUGGCUAUCCCCACUGGGCGUUUCCCCUCACCAUCCACGCCAUACGGCUCUUUUCACUCGGCGGACUUCAGGAGAACCACCCCUUGGCGCAUGACGUACUUUGGUCAUGUCUUCUGGCUCACCGCAUCGGUCCCGUGGCGUUGCAGGAGAUAUUGACCCACGUAAUUCGCAACGUGCACUGUCCGACGCUCUUGGCCGACAUUCUGCAUCGGUGUCGAGCUCCUCCAUCGCCUCUUCCACAUCAUCGUGGCGAUGCCUGUCACACUGCCCAUCGCCAUCCUCACCAGCUCAUUGCAGAGUACCACCCACCUCGUUGCCCUACAGACACAUACGUGGCGUGCUAUGCGAGCGCCAAACAAUCCCAGUCCCUCCUGCCUGUAGACGCUCCGCCACUGAAGGCGUUGUUAGAGGCCACGAUCAACGCAUUUGUGGUCACCACACACGCUCGUCUCGCCAACAUAUCACCACGCCAGUACAUCGAGUUUCUCAACUUCUUGACAAGGGCUCGAGACACCUUUGGACUGCUCAAACCGGAUGGACCGUCCCAGUUUCGUCAGCUCGUCAGUUGUCUGUGUCACUCGUACCGCGGGAAAAGGAAACUGGUCGCUCUGCUGAACGAACGCUUCCACAGUUGA
Messenger RNA from Mesocestoides corti, 807 nucleotides. The record is from the annotation of a GenBank genome assembly. NCBI's taxonomy places the organism in Eukaryota, Metazoa, Platyhelminthes, Cestoda, Cyclophyllidea, Mesocestoididae.